AUGGGUAACCAAAUGAGUGUUCCCCAAAGAGUCGAGGACCAAGAGAAUGACUCGGAAGCAGACACUCACAAGGACCAGGCAUGUGGUCAAAAUGGGACGCCGGUGACGGUAUCCACCCGCUCCGUUCAGCUCGACCAUGAAGUCGAUUUGGAAACAAGUGUCCAGGAGGAUAAUGUGGCCACUUCUUCCCCCAAGACAAUGGAGAUAAGCGCUGUUGCGGAUGCCAACGGGAAGAAUCUUGGGAAGGAGGCCAAACCCCAGACACCAGCUGCUAAAUCUCGUUUUUUCUUGACACUCUCUCGGCCUGUACCAGGACGUACCGGAGACCAAGCCACGGAUUCAUCCACUGGACCAGUGAAGCUUGAUGUCAGCUCCGAUAAAGCUCUAGGGAACAAAGACCCGAGUGAGCCCAUGGCACUUCCGGUAGCAGCUGCACUGGGGUGCAACCCAGAUAAAACCCCCGUGCAGACCCCGGCCCAAGCCGAGGGCCUCUCCGCCACUUGGGGACCAGAGUCUCAUCUAUCUGAGUCCGGGGGGGCAGCCCCCUGCAAGCCCAAGGACUCCAGCUUCUUUGACAGACUCUUCAAACUGGACAAGGGACGGGACAAGGCCCUCGUGGACCGCCAACAGGAAGCCAAGCGUGCAGAGCAUCAGCCCCCCGCCGCCGAAACCCCCGGCUUCUCCACGCAGUCAGACGAUGUCCCUGCAGAGAGGGACAUAGCUGACGGCACGGGAAAAGGACAGGAAAUCCCAACUGUGAGUUGCUCUGUCCCCGGGGUCCCUGAAGAGCUGGAGAUUGCAAAGGAGGACCCCCAGACAGAGAAUAAUAAUUCCAUCAUGAGCUUCUUUAAAACUCUGGUUUCGCCUAACAAAGCUGAAACAAAAAAAGAUCUGGAAGACACGGCAUCUAAAGCAGAAAGUGUCUGUGACGGACAAGCUGAGCAGAAGACAUCCGAGAUCCAGGCUAAAGGCACCGAGAAAAAGCAUCUGCAUAGCCCCAGGCUAGGACUCGCCUUUAGAAAAUUCUUUAGGCAUAAGGGUGCCGAAAAGUCACCCGCCACUUCAGCCAACCUCACGUCAAACAAAGGCAAUGUUACGCCCCUGGAGUCCCAAGGGGCUGCCAAGAAUUCUACAUCCACUGACACAGCAAAGGAAGGUGCCAAGGAAAAGGGGGGCCCCACCUCUCUGCCUCUGGGCAAACUGUUCUGGAAAAAGUCAGUUAAAGAGGAUUCAGUUCCCACAGGUGCAGAGGAGAAUGUGGUGUGUGAAUCACAGGUAGAGGCUGUAAAGUCUGAAGAAGUAGGAUCAGCCUUACAAACAGUGGAUCUCAGCGAAGAAGGAGAUCGCACACCUGAACCCUCAGAAGAAACGCUCAAGAGAACAGAACGCAGAGCACAAAGGCCCUCCCUGAUGGCGCUUCUCAGACAGAUGUCAGUGAAAGGGGAUGGAGGGAUCACCCACUCGGAAGAAAUAAAUGGCAAAGACUCCAGCUACCAAGCCUCAGAGCCCCCUGAGAAGGCGGUGGUGCCGCCGGAGUCAGAGCCGGCAGCCGCCGGCCAGAAGGGCAAAGAGGGCUCCUCCAAGGACAAGAAGGCGUCCGCCGACACCGAGAAGCAGAAGAGCAACAAGCAGGAAGCCAAAGAGCCGGCCCCGCGCGCGGAGCCGGCCCCGGCGGAGGUGAACUCGCUGCGGGACGGGGACAAGUCCCAGAAGAGGCUCGAGAAGCGGCGACAGCCCCUCGGGGGCUUCUUCAAGGGCCUGGGACCAAAGCGGAUGUUGGACGCUCAAGUGCAAACAGACCCCGUAUCCAUCGGACCGGUUGGCAAAUCCAAGUAAACAAAUCACCACGGU
Molecule: messenger RNA, 1851 nt
Organism: Kogia breviceps (pygmy sperm whale)
Lineage: Eukaryota; Metazoa; Chordata; Mammalia; Artiodactyla; Physeteridae
Source: RefSeq, a predicted model, not a curated record